UCAGCUGAAAACCGAAAGCCUAUAGAACACGUCAGUUAUUUCGCCUGCUGUCACUUUUCUUAUAUAUCCGUUCAUAUAUAAAAGUGGGCGAAAGUUCUGGGGUUUUUUCUACAAUUUUACUUUUCUGCCCUCAGCAUUUCAAUAAAAGAAACAAUAAGCUAUUAGGAAGCAGGAUUACAAAAGUCAUCACAGUAGAAUUUUAGCUACUGAAAGUAAAUUGUCCAUAAGCAUUGACAACACGUCAACAUGUUUGCCGACAAGCCUAACAAACAAAAUACAACACACCGACGGCGGUGGAGUACCACGUCAUUGGCAUAUGUCUUACCCCUACUCACCACUGCAUGCCUACUAUUUGUAGGCAGCCAAAUACCAGGCACCAAUGCUGCAGUUGUAAUGUCUGUCGAUUUAGGUACGGAAUGGAUGAAAGUUGGUGUAGUGUCUCCUGGUGUACCAAUGGAAAUAGCGCUUAACCGUGAAUCGAAACGUAAAACGCCGGUAAUACUCGCUUUCCGUGAUGGUUUGCGUACAUUUGGAGAAGAUGCUGUGACUGUGGGUAUACGCGAACCAUCUGCCGCUUAUGGGUACUUACUGGAUUUGCUGGGCAAAACAAUUGACAACCCAAUUGUGGAUUUAUACAGAAAACGUUUUCCAUAUUAUGAAAUAAUUGCCGACCCAGAGCGGAAUACAGUUAUUUUCAAGAAAAGCGAUGCGGAACAGUUUUCUGUUGAAGAACUUGUCGCACAAAUCCUCGUUAAAGCUAAAGAAUUCGCACAGGAAUCCACUUCACAACCCGUAACGGAAUGCGUUAUUACUGUUCCCGGUUACUUUGCACAGGCGGAGCGUGAAGCUUUGCUAGCAGCUGCUGAAUUGGCUAAUCUAAAAGUUUUGCAGCUGAUUAAUGAUUACACCGCCGUUGCACUUAACUAUGGCGUAUUCCAUCGCGCAGAGAUCAAUGAGACCGCACAGUAUUUCAUUUUCUACGACAUGGGUGCUUAUAAAACUUCGGCAGCUGUGGUUAGUUAUCAGCUAAUGAAGGAUAAGGUAACGAAAGAAACGAACCCUGUAGUACAGGUUCUCGGAGUGGCUUACGAUCGCACUUUGGGUGGCCUAGAACUUCAACUGCGUCUGCGUGAUUAUUUAGCGGCCGAAUUCAAUGCCAUGAAAAAAACUAAAACUGAUGUGACCACCAGCCCACGCGCCCUUGCCAAGCUAUUCAAGGAGGCUGGCCGUCUAAAGAAUGUGCUUUCAGCCAACAACGAUCAUUUUGCGCAAAUAGAGAACUUGCUAGAAGAUCAGGAUUUCAAAUUACAGGUGACACGUGAAAAAUUGGAAGAAUUAGGUGCAGACUUGUGGCCAAGAGUUGUUAAGCCACUUGAACAAGCUCUAGCGGCAUCUGGUCUUUCAUUGGACACCAUUUCUCAAGUUAUAUUGUUUGGUGGUGGCACCCGAGUGCCUAAAGUGCAAGAAAUCCUUAAGCAAGCCAUCAAACAAGAAUUGGGUAAGAGUCUGAACGCGGAUGAGGCGGCAACAAUGGGCGCUGUAUACAAGGCAGCAGAUUUGGCAACAGGUUUUAAGGUGAAAAAAUUCGUUGUGAAGGAUGCUGUCAUCUUUCCAAUUCAAGUUACCUUUGAGCGCGAUCCGGGUGAUGGCGGCGCUGUGCGUCAAGUGAAACGAGUGCUCUUCGGGCAAAUGAACUCAUAUCCGCAAAAGAAAGUCAUCACAUUCAAUAAACAUACGGAAGACUUUAAUUUCGAUGUCCAUUACGGUGAUCUGAGUCACCUGUCCGCUGAAGAGAUUUCCUAUAUUGGUUCAUUGAAUAUUUUGCAUGUGAAAUUGACGAAAGUAAAAGAGUUGCUUGAGCAACACCAAAACGAUGUGGUCGAAUCCAAGGGUAUCAAGGCUUACUUUACCUUGGACGACUCAGGUAUUUUCCAUUGCGUGGGUGUGGAGUAUGUUUAUGAAAAACAAAAAGAGGAUGAAGGAACUCUUGCUAAGUUGGGAAGCACCAUUAGUAAGCUUUUUACAAAGGAUGAAGCCAAAGCUAAUCUUGAUACCGAAAGCGAGGGAGAGCACUCGGACUACGAGAAAAUAGAUCCUUCAAAGCCUGAGGCCGAAACAAGCGAGAAAAAGGUCAAAAAAGAUACUAAAACCUCCAACAAAACUGAGGAAACUAAAUCAGCAGAUGAGAAAGACAAAUUACUCGCUAAAAAUGAUACCAUCAAACUAGUUACCGUUAAAGAGCCAGUGGCGCAUAUAGUAACGGAAUUAUUCACACGCACACUUGCGGGCGAAUCUUUUGAAAAAUCUGUAGAAAAAUUAACAUCCAUCAAUGCUGCCGAAUCUGACCGUAACCGCUUGGAAUCCAGUUUGAAUGCACUUGAAUCACAUGUCGUUGAAAUACAACAAAAAUUAGAUGAAGAUGAGUAUGCAUCCUGUGCUUCGCCCGAGGAAAAGGAAAAGAUUCUUGAAUUGUGCGCUGCUAUAUCCGAUUGGCUUUAUGAAGACCACGAAAAUCCUACACCUGAAAUGUAUGAACAGCGUUUAAAGGAACUAAAAAAACUGACAAACGUUUUUCUGUCACGUCAUUGGGAACACGCUGAGCGACCAGAUGCAAUAAAGGCUUUGAAUGGUUUGAUUGAUAGUGCGAAGACAUUCUUGAAAAGCGCUAAAAAUCUGACUAAAGAGUCCAACCCGGAAAAGGAUAUAUUCACAGAAGUAGAAAUCGAAACGCUCAGCAAAGUAAUUGAUGAGACCAGCGAUUGGAAGAAGACUGAAAAUAAGGCACAGCAGCAACUUAAACGCCACGACGAAGUGCGCCUAUCCGUAAAGGAUAUUACCGACAAGAUGAUGUUGCUCGACCGAGAAGUAAAGUAUAUGGUAAACAAAUUAAAGAUUUGGAAACCCAAAGUUAAGCCGACUAAGAAACCUAAGAAAGCAGCCAAAACUGAGGGCACUGAUGAAAAUAGUGAAGGAGGCAGCGGUUCAGAAGUUAACGCUGAUGAGCCGUUAAAGGACGAGCAGUCAGAAGCAGAAAAAUCUACCAAUGAGGGAGGUGAGCAAGUUAAUAUACCAGCUACUGAUGGCGACAGUUUAGAUGAUAACGCUGACGCUGAUGAAUCUACAAAAGACGAGCAGUCAACACCAUCGGCAACGAAUGAUCACACUCCGCGCUCUGAUUUGUAAGACUGUUGGAGCUGAGCAGUAUGUGAUAAUUCAUAUAACACAGACCGUUAAUUGGUCUCAUAGUAAUAAGCUAAUGACUGCAUUAACCGUAUAAACAACGUAGUUUAAAAUCCAGCUACUCGCAUCAAGGUAUAUAUAGCCAGAAAAUAGAAUGCAAGCAUUUUCCAUUCCACCACACACUCCUUUAAAAUGCCAAUAUUACGUCUCUCUCUCUCUAGAACUCUAGAACUGAGCUAUUUAGAUCAUCUUUAACAAUCUUACGUCUAAUAUUUAUCUCAGCAGAAUUUCGUAAUGUAAUCAAUAUCAACCCUUCGAUAAAUACGUAUCCAUUAGUCCAACGCAUUUUUGUAUGCAGAAAGAGUCUAUGUACUAUAAAAUAAUUUUUUAUAAAGAGAAAUUUAGUUGAUUUUUUAUAUUUCCCAAACAGGUAUUUAUGUACUAUGUAUCUAAUUUAUUUGAAAAUAUUUUUCAAAGAAAAAUAAAUAAAUCAGCAUGGCCUGAACAUAUUGAGUA
Anastrepha ludens (Mexican fruit fly) is the source of this 3696-nucleotide messenger RNA. It is a transcript of the gene Grp170, whose product is annotated as hypoxia up-regulated protein 1. Lineage: Eukaryota; Metazoa; Arthropoda; Insecta; Diptera; Tephritidae. Gene Ontology annotation, cellular component: endoplasmic reticulum chaperone complex. Gene Ontology annotation, molecular function: ATP binding; ATP-dependent protein folding chaperone. Gene Ontology annotation, biological process: negative regulation of hypoxia-induced intrinsic apoptotic signaling pathway; cellular response to hypoxia; endoplasmic reticulum unfolded protein response. The record is from RefSeq and is a predicted model, not a curated record. The coding region runs from base 247 to 3183 and encodes 978 amino acids. The transcript has 3 exons.